This is a messenger RNA of Gloeophyllum trabeum ATCC 11539, 1772 nucleotides long. RefSeq names its product acid protease. NCBI's taxonomy places the organism in Eukaryota, Fungi, Basidiomycota, Agaricomycetes, Gloeophyllales, Gloeophyllaceae. The record is from RefSeq and is a predicted model, not a curated record. The transcript is spliced from 10 exons. Gene Ontology annotation, biological process: proteolysis. Gene Ontology annotation, molecular function: aspartic-type endopeptidase activity. Bases 131 to 1630 code for a protein of 499 amino acids.
AUCUCCUCCUCCUCGACCCUUCCGUUUCCGUUGAAGGUGUCGCUCUGUUACCCACAAAUCCCGGCUGGUUAAUACGACCAGCUACGACAUUCUUUACCUGUCACUCUUUUGAAAGUGUAGCCGUCUGAUCAUGAAAGUCAACAUGAACUUUUCCGGCCUUCUGGCUGCCGUGGUCCUGGCUGUGUCCCUCGGGACGCCCUCUGAUGCGCGCCCUGCACCCUCGGGUUCGGGCCUUGUGACGGUCCCCAUCACCCGCAUCCACAAGACUAGCCACCGGGACAUUAUUGAUACCCAAGCUAUUCAUCUGCAACAUGUUAACCGCGGAAACCAGCGCCUGGCCCUCAUGUCGGGUCGCCCUGCCCCCACCCCCGAGGAAUUGCAGGAGAUCCACCGACGCACAGGCGAGCUCCCGGCCGACUUGAGCAAGCGGUACUGGCGGGAGGGUGUUGUGAAAUGGCUCGAGGACCUCAAGACCCAGAUGAAGGGCGCCGGCUCUGCCAUGUCCAAGGUCGAGAGUUUCAUGGACACCGACGGCUCCGGCUCUAGCUCUGGGGGAUUCAACCCGAUGGAUUUGGAUGCCGCGAACGAGAACACUUUGACCCCCGCGAACGCUCCAUCGUAUGAUCAUUCCCUUGGUUUAGAUAUCUCUGCCAAUGACAUUGGGUAUCUCGCAACCAUUCAGAUCGGGACUCCCCCUCGGGACUUCAAGGUCCUGGUCGACUCCGGCUCAUCCGACCUCUGGGUGGGCGCCGAGAACUGUGCAGCUAACGGGGGAGGCAGCUGCGGCAACCACACGUUCAUCGGCUCCAGCAGCAGCACCUCCUUCAACGACACCCAGAAGACCUGGGCCAUCACAUACGGAUCCGGGUUCCUCUCGGGUACCAUUGCCCAGGAUGACAUUGAAAUCGCGGGUAUGAAGCUCCCUGCCCACCAGUUCGGCGCGGCUCAGAACGAGAGCUCGCAAUUCACUGGUUCAGAUACCCUCUUCGAUGGUAUCAUGGGCCUGGGGGGUUCGCAACUCUCCAACCAAGGGAUCCCCACCAUCGUCGAGGCUCUCCACAGCGCUGGGCUCAUCCAAGCACCGGUCACUUCAUACAAGCUAGCCCGUCUGGCCGAUGGCAACAAUGACGGAGAGAUCACCUUCGGCGGCAUGGACCCUGCCAAAUUCGAUGCUUCGAGCAAGGUCACCGUGAAGAACGUCAGCCCCAAGGGAUACUGGGAGGCGAACGUCGACUCCUUCAAGGUUGAUGGCAAGGAUGUCAAUUUGUCUGGGAGGACCGCUAUCCUGGACACUGGCACCACCUUGAUCGUAGGCCCUGGCCUCGAUGUCGACGCGCUUCACGAGGCGAUGCCCGUCUCCCGCUUCGACGGGUUCAAUUGGAUCAUCCCUUGCACUACAACCACCAAAGUCUCCCUCACUUUUAGUGGCAAGGAGUUCGAGAUCGACUCCCGGGACCUGACCUUCCUGCCCGUCUCCUCCACCAACUUGACCGGUGACUGCUACUCCUCGAUCACGAGGGGCACCGUAGGAGGCGACCAAGAGUGGCUCGUCGGAGACGUCUUCCUGAAGAACGUGUACUUCUCCACCGAUGUCGGCAGUAACGAGAUAUCGCUCGCGUCGCUGGCAUGAACGGACUCGUAUCAGCUAUCCGAUGACUAUACCUGGAUCUGAUGAUACCAUCUGUGGCAUUCUUGCUCUGUACACUGUGAUAGCUUUGCAUUAUAACGGCGUUAUAACACGUCCUUAUUGCACGUAGAAACCAUCUAUCCGG